Molecule: messenger RNA, 627 nt
Organism: Penicillium oxalicum
Lineage: Eukaryota; Fungi; Ascomycota; Eurotiomycetes; Eurotiales; Aspergillaceae
Product: blue light-inducible protein Bli-3
Exons: 3
Coding region: 1-627 (208 amino acids)
Source: RefSeq, a predicted model, not a curated record
AUGUCUACCGAAAACGCUACGAUCAACACUACCACCGGCAAGCAACAUGUCGACCCCUACAAGGCGCAGAACUCUGAGGAUCCCCCAUUGCCACAGAAGGUGCAGGACCUCGUCGACUUUAUCAACCAGGUCAAGUUUGGCAUGUUGACCACCAAACAAUCGGAUGGAGAGUAUUUGACCUCACGCUGCAUGGCUCUGGCCGCCACUGAACACGGCGGCAUUGACCUCGUCUUCCACACCAAUCUCUUCUCCGGCAAGACUAUGGAUUUGACCGCUCACCCCCAAGAAACCAACAUGUCCUUCCUGGACCCCAUCAGCGGAUCAUGGGCUUCCAUCUCCGGCACCGCAUCCAUCGUUUCAGACCCUAACACCGUCUCCAAGUACUACUCUCCUCAAUUGAAGGCCUGGAUCGGCGACAUGGGCGAUGGCGUCCACGAUGGUGGCCCAACCGACCCCCGUAUUGGUGUGAUCAAGUUGGAAGCCAAGCUCGCCACGCAUGUCGCCUCUAAGAAGGGAAUCCUGGGUCGCGCCGUGGACACGGUCAAGGGCGCGAUUCAAGGCAACGUGCCUCCCAUCAACAGCAUUCGUGAGCUGAGCACGGAAGAGUUGGCGGAAUUCGAGGGCUAA